This is a messenger RNA of Cladocopium goreaui, 3007 nucleotides long. The record is from the annotation of a GenBank genome assembly. NCBI's taxonomy places the organism in Eukaryota, Dinophyceae, Suessiales, Symbiodiniaceae.
CCGUCAUAUGCACCGUGAAUGCCGCGCUAAGUUCUCAAACUGCAUGCGACCGGACGUAGAUGCGCCAUGGAUAGCACAAGCAUCAUCCCCUCAAGUUUCCGGAGCAUUCGAGUUAGCAAUCCAAUUCAGUGCCCUCUGACGUUGUGAAGGCUCCUGAUGGCCAAAGAAUCAAAGGGAUCCAAGGGUUCGUGCGCAUUCGUGCGCCAAUGUAUUCCAUUCAGAUCCCCCACUCCAAAAAUGAGUCAAAGUGUUCCUUCAUAGCAGAUAUAGAUAUAGAUAUAGCACCUUCUUAGGAUGAAACAGGCGUCAACGAGACUAUAUUUUGCUGGGAUUUCUUGCGCACUUGGAACAGUCCUGCUUUGUCGGGCCAUGGACUCUGGACACAUGACGACAUGUGUAGCUGAGUCAGGUGACAUGAUUGGAGAAGAUGGGGCAGUUCUUUUAAUACUUCUCCAACAUUGUUUUGUCCAAAACCAGCUACUCAGAACUGAGCUUCGAAAGAACAUGUUUGGUCACCGGUUUGCUUUUUUAGUGUUGCUUCAACUCAAUCACGGCAUGGGCUUGCCUUGCAAGGCGCACAAUCUUGUUGCAUUUCCUUUCAUAAGAAUGUAUGCCACAAACAGCUUGAGAAAAUCUUCGAUUUCAAUAAGAGGUUCGUGGAUUCCUUGCAAGAAGCAAGGCACAUUCUCUCCUGCAGCGUGUGCAACCAGUACCCAGCAGCAUGACUUCAGAUGACCUUUCGCUGGUGACAGAUUUUCCCUGCACAAGUUAGAUGCCAAUUUGGAUGCCAGUUGAACGAGCGAAGCUGCUGGCUGUGGCGUUUGCAUUCCAAGAAGAAGAGGUAUCCACUGCGCUUGAUUGGAUGAGUUCGUUUCUCUUGCCACAAGCCUUCAAUUGACAGCACCUCGUGGAGUCUCGAAGAGCCGGAAAGCAGUUUGAAGGCUUGUCUGCCUUGCUGGCCUGCAGCCAAAGGAAGUUGCAUCAUACUGCAUCCCCCUGUGAAUUGAAGACAGACCCACGGAGUGAUGGAAUUGAAAAGACAAAGGUUGCUGUAGGCCUUGCUCUGAAGCAAAGCGGUCUCUUAGACACAGAUGGCCCAAUCUUAUUGACUUAGGUGAUUCCAGCAGUGGUUCUGUUCAUGAUCGUCCCAGCCGUGAAUGUUCUCUGGGACUUUACAAGCCAGUUCCAGUACAGCGCUCUUAUGCCCUUGAUGCUUUGGGGCUCAAGUGGUCCGAUGUUGGAAGCAACUCUCGUGUCUUCCUGCUGUGUCUUUUUGCAUCACUAGCUUUAGGCAGUAUAGAGAUCCAGGAUGAUCCACAAUUUCAGCAAGACAUGGUUGCUUUCUUGGUCUCAAUGGUCUUAUUUUGUUUUGUUUCAAGAGUCGUCUUCGCUUUUGGCUGAAGAGCUUCGUCUGGAACGACAGGUUCCCUCCGAACUGAAGCCUCGAACCAUGUACGCUUCAGAUGGCUUGUAGUCAUGAACCCGAUUGUGUGUGGCGAAUGACAGGAAAUCACAUAUAGUAGCGGGGCAACAAUAUGCAGUCCUUGAAUGUCCUUGACAGGCUCAUCGAAUUCAGAAGCUUUCACCGACCGUCCAGCCAGGUGCGCAAAAUUGGAAGGACCGAAAGAAUUGCUGGAUGCAAUCUCUCUCGAGACACCUCGCAAGAUGUGCCUACAGACCUCUUUGUGGCGUGGGGGAGACAGGCUGAGAUGAGGUACCCCCUUUCGGAGAUGGAAAUUGUGAAGUAUUUUGACAGCAAGUGUAAGGAGAUACUUCUGCAGCUUGAGAGUAAUGAAACUCCAUCAGGAGCUUGCGACCCUGCCAUGGAUGGUGCUGAGCCGGAAGAAAAAGUUACAGGUGCGACAGACGUCUCUGGCCCCAAGAGACAUGAAAACGAACAUGCAGGAGCAUUCCGAAUGCUUUUACCGUCCCGUCUCAACGUGGACAUCUCCACGGAAGUGUUGGAGAUUUUGCAGUCGGCCCAUCGACUUCACCGGACCGAUGCUCCCAUGAAGGUGGCCCUGCGAAGCGGUUGGUUGGAUCCUAGGAAGUUGCCAUCCACGGUACUGUGCCAAAAGGAUCUGGAUGAAAUGGCCAGGAGGCUGUGCUGGAAGAACGUACCUGGACUGGUGCACAUCCCUGGAUCGCCACACCGGGCCCACUUCGGACAAUCGGCGUCCCGACUUUGCAGCGUCACGGUGCAUGUGGGGCGCUAUUUGGAGGGCCUGUGGGACAAAGCCCAAGAUCUGGAUGGUUCCACCGUGUUUGUGGGUCCAGCCGGCUGCGGCAAAACCACAAUUCUCCGAGAUGCGGCCGUAAACAUGUCCAAGGAGCUGCAGGUCCAGGUGGUGGACCUUUUGGGUGAUUUCUCUGACCUCGUGGGAAAUGCCGACCUGGGCUGCCUGACGGGUACAAUGGGUACAGGUGGCGUGGAGAGGAUCCGACAAACCAUUGAUGAACAUGUCCCAGAGGUCAUCAUCGCAGAAUUUCGCGACAAGUAUUCCGCUCUCAAAGCUGGGUUCAUUUGCCGUGAAGCCGGUGUUCGCUUGGUGUGUUCUGUGCGGACCAACCUGCAAUCCUUAGUGGACUCCUUUGUUCAUGUUUACAGUGGCCGACCGGAAGCGCGGGAUGUCGCAUGCUUGACCUUCCCCUUUGCAUCGGUGGUCCUGCUUUCAAGGCAAAGUGAAGACUGGGAGAUUUACCGUGAUGCCCCUGCCGUCAUUUGCAGCAGGGGGCGAAGUCGUUUUCCCAGAUGUGAAUUGCAUCACAGUUCCGACAGUGCUGAAAGUGCGGGAUGUUCUGUGGCUGAGUUCGAAGAAAACCAAGAAACAGGGAGCGCAUGUGUUGCGGCAGAAAAUCAUGUCAGCGACCUCCCAGCUGACAAAGCGAAUGAUGUGCUUGUUUGACAGCAGAAUCAGCGGUGCAUGGUGUGCCCAGCAAAUCUCUGCAAACAGAAGGCGAAGUGCCCGCAGAUGGUGAUGUUGGUGCAUACCUUGCCUGAGCAAAA